Molecule: messenger RNA, 943 nt
Organism: Apis florea (little honeybee)
Lineage: Eukaryota; Metazoa; Arthropoda; Insecta; Hymenoptera; Apidae
Product: muscle-specific protein 20
Biological process (GO): actin filament organization
Cellular component (GO): actin cytoskeleton
Molecular function (GO): actin filament binding
Source: RefSeq, a predicted model, not a curated record
UAUCAUACAUAUAUACGCAGCACAGUGGCCGAAGCGUACAUUUUUUGAGCUUGAGUUGCUUAAGCUUUACCAGCAUCUCCAACGUUUUGGCAUUACAAAAGAGCAUUUACAAACAGUAUUCAUCAUGCCUGGGCGUCCACUCUGGCAAGUUGCUGGCAAGCGAGAACCAAAUCAAGAAGCCGAGGCUCAGCAAUGGAUCGAACAAGUAAUUGGAGAGAAAUUUCCAGCAGGUGUGAAUUAUGAGGAUGCUUUGCGAGAUGGUGUAUUGCUUUGUAAACUUAUGAAUAAAUUGCAGCCAGAUCUCAUUACUAAAAUUAAUACAUCAGGUGGUGAUUAUAAGAUGAUGGACAAUCUUAAUCAGUUUCAGAAAGCAUGCAUAAAAUAUGGAGUACCAGAUGUAGAUUUAUUUCAAGCAGUUGAUCUUAUAGAAAGGAAAAAUAUCGCGCAAGUGACCAAUACUAUUUUUGCUAUCGGCCGCACAACAUAUAAACAUCCAGAAUGGCGUGGUCCAUGGCUGGGGCCAAGACCAGCAGAAGAGAAUAAACGACAUUUCACAGAAGAACAAUUAAGAGCUGGUGAAGGUUAUAUUGGUCUUCAAGCUGGUACCAAUAAAGGAGCCACUCAAGCUGGACAAAACUUUGGAGCCACAAGAAAGAUUCUUCUUGGAAAAUAAUAUUUAUGCAAUAUUUUGAAAUAUUUUUAAAGUUUUUAAAUAAUUCAAAAUUAAUUUUAAUCAAAUUGAUUGAUAUUUUUAGAAAAAAUAUGAUUGAUUAUAUUAACAAAAAAUUAUGUUAUUAUUUAAUUUCCUAAUUGUUGUAAUAGAUUAUAAUGCAUAGAAGUUAAAGAUUAAUCAUUUGUUAAGAAUACUUAUUUUCACAGAUAUGAUAUUUAUAAAUAACAACAAUUUCACAAUAAUAUAUUCAAUAAAUUCUGUUUAACAAUU